CCCUAUAAACGUUUUAAUCAGUCGGCAGUCCCAGUCCGAGUCAACGCCAAAAUUUCUGAGAAACAAGGCUGAGACAAGUUUAGUUUCAAUUUUGUGAAUUCCAUUCACUAUGUAUUGAUAUUUGACGAUCCGGCUUUUAACAUUGCUGAGAGCUAUCAUCAAGUGGUGGCAGUAGAAUCUCAAUCUCAUCGGUGUUAAAAAACGAAAAAUUGUGCUCAUUGGAGCAAGUUAUUUUCUGAUUCAUUCUUCGCACAUCCAGUGGGAGAAUGAGUGCACAACGGGGCAGAAGUUUAUCUAGCUUUUCUACCACAUCACCCAACCGUCAAGUUGCACCAUUUGCCAAUUGCCACGUUGUCCUGCAGAGGUUGGAUGAAAAGACAGUGAAUGAAAUCAAGAACAGGAAAUAUUGCAAGCUCUGCAAUCGUAGUCCAAGUGACCAAAUGCUCUAUGGCAAGAUGCACACUUUGAAUAAAUUAAAUGUCCAUUAUUACUGCUUGCUGUUUGCGUGUCACUUGGCCCAGAAAGGCGCCGACACCCAGGGUAUUUUUGGAUUCUUGGAGGCGGAUAUCAGGAAAGAGAUCAGAAGAGCCUCUAAAGAGAAAUGUAGCUACUGCCAUGAAGGAGGCGCAACAAUCGUCUGUGUCCAGAGAUUGUGUAAAAAGGUGUUCCAUUUUCCCUGUGGCGUGGAAAAUGGAUCUCAGCACAACUUUUACAACAAAUUCCAAUCGUUCUGCAAGCAACAUCGGCCUUUCGUAAGAAUCCCUGCCAUAUAUGCAAUUGACAUGGAGCCAGUGUUCUGUUCCAUUUGCAUGGAGGAGGCAAAAAAAGAUUUGAAAUGCAUGAAAACCCUGUGGGCACCUUGCUGCAAGAAGAACUCUUGGUUCCACAGACCUUGUGUUCAAAGAUAUGCCUUGAGCUCCGGAUACUUCUUCAAAUGUCCUAGAUGCAAUGACAAGGAUGAUUUCUGCAAAGCCAUGCUCCGCUAUGGAGUGUAUGUUCCUGAAAAGGAUGCUUCAUGGGAAACCGAGGGAAACCAAUUUGGUGCCCUGUAUGAGAGGUACAGCCAUUGUGACGCAGACAUGUGCCUCUGUCCGCAAGGACGAGACGAAGACAAUCACAGCCCAUGGAAAAUUGUUCUAUGUGGUGCGUGUGGUUCGCAAGGCAUCCACGUCGGCUGCACUCAGUUUAAAUCACCACUACGCAGAUGGUAUUGCAAGGGAUGCAAACCAAUCGUUGCAGCUUCCUCGAAUGGUGCAUGCUCCAGUGUCCAUCUUAAUUCCAUUGCCCACAAUUCAAAUCUCCCUGGUCCAUCAUCCCUAACCCAUAAUCCCUCACCACCAGCACCUCAGGAGGAGGCUGCAUCUGAUGCCGAAAGAAGACAAGCAGCUCUCCCCACCAGUCGCCCACAAGGUUAUUCCCAAUAUUCUACCGAACCGAUAGAAAUCAUGGAAUCGGACGAAGAGGUAGACGUCGAAAUUCUAGACGAGUCAAUAAACAUCCUGGAGGUAACAUCAGCAGGUCAGGCAGUGAGCCCAGCACGUCGUCCAAGCAUUUCUUACCCUAGACGAAAGCAUCAAUUCGCGAUCAUUGUUGAUGAGGAGUCUGAAGCAAUGGAUGAUACUGAUCUAGAAAUAUGUGAUGACGUCAUGAUAAUUUCUUGAAACCUAUAGAAGCACUCUGACACUAAAUUUUGUAUUCACUUGGAAUAUUUUUUCGAUUUGGAUAUUAAAAUUGUAUAUACUUCCAAGCUAGUUGAAUUGUUCAUGCAGAUUUUGUCUAUACUAUUUGCUACUCAAAAUAGUGUUGAUCUUGUUUUAAUUAAUGCUCAAAUUUUUCCAUUCCACCCUGGAGUAAUUGCAAUCAGGCUAAAUAGGACCAGUGUGGCGCUGCAACUCAUUCUGAUUUCUUAGAUUAUUUUUGUAGUGGGAAAUAUACAUCUUGCAAUCUCUAAGAAAUGUGGCUUGCUCGCACAACUUAUAAAUAAUUAAGAUUUCAGCAUAGCAUUACUAGAUACGCCUUCCUCAUUCCGAACGUUUCAAUAUCUCAAUAUAAGUUAGAGUCUUGAUUUUGAUGUUCUGAAGGAUGAGAGUUUUGACAUGUAUGACAUUUGUGUAUUAAAUAGGUAUAUUAAAGAUG
Molecule: messenger RNA, 2136 nt
Organism: Cloeon dipterum
Lineage: Eukaryota; Metazoa; Arthropoda; Insecta; Ephemeroptera; Baetidae
Product: PHD finger protein 7-like
Exons: 11
Coding region: 267-1661 (464 amino acids)
Cellular component (GO): nucleus
Source: RefSeq, a predicted model, not a curated record